Ostrea edulis (European flat oyster) is the source of this 540-nucleotide messenger RNA. Its product is annotated as 40S ribosomal protein S20. Gene Ontology annotation, molecular function: structural constituent of ribosome; RNA binding. Bases 140 to 496 code for a protein of 118 amino acids. The transcript is spliced from 4 exons. NCBI's taxonomy places the organism in Eukaryota, Metazoa, Mollusca, Bivalvia, Ostreida, Ostreidae. Gene Ontology annotation, cellular component: ribosome; cytosolic small ribosomal subunit. The record is from RefSeq and is a predicted model, not a curated record. Gene Ontology annotation, biological process: translation.
CCCCCAGAGUACAUUAAAAUGAGAUUUCCUCUUCCGGAUCCUUUUGCAUCGACCACGCGUGUUGAAUAGAAGCGACUGGCUCACCACUGUUCAAAGGAACCAAUAUUUUCUUUGAUUAAGUCGGCCAGAGUUAACAGAAAUGUCUCACUUUAAAGACACCAAGGCUCCACAAGAGGAGGCUCCCAUUCACAGAAUUCGCAUCACGUUGACCAGCAGGAAUGUUAAAAGUCUGGAAAAGGUGUGUGCUGAUUUGAUCAAAGGAGCUAAGGAGAAGUCCCUGAAGGUGAAAGGACCAGUGCGCAUGCCCACAAAAGUAUUGCGAAUCACCACCAGGAAAACCCCUUGUGGAGAGGGUUCCAAGACAUGGGAUCGAUUCCAAAUGCGCAUCCACAAGCGCCUCAUCGAUUUGCACAGUCCAUCUGAGAUUGUCAAGCAAAUUACAUCCAUCAGCAUCGAACCCGGAGUCGAGGUCGAAGUCACAAUAGCUGAUGCUUGAUCAUAUGUGACCAAGAGAAAAGAAUAAAAAUAGUAAAAUCAAAA